Poecile atricapillus (Black-capped chickadee) is the source of this 2328-nucleotide messenger RNA. Its product is annotated as tumor necrosis factor ligand superfamily member 10-like. The transcript is spliced from 5 exons. Gene Ontology annotation, biological process: immune response. The coding region runs from base 45 to 1034 and encodes 329 amino acids. Gene Ontology annotation, cellular component: membrane. Gene Ontology annotation, molecular function: tumor necrosis factor receptor binding. The record is from RefSeq and is a predicted model, not a curated record. Lineage: Eukaryota; Metazoa; Chordata; Aves; Passeriformes; Paridae.
ACCGGGGCAGCGGCACCGGGACCGGGACCGGGCCGGGCCGGGCCAUGGCCCCGCACCCGCCCAGCGCCGGGCAGUACCUGCGCUCCGACAGCGGCGGCUCCCACACGCCGAUGCUGCCCGAGGCUCCCGGGCCCGCUGCCGGUGCCUGCCCCGCUGCCGGUCCGGACGGCGGCCCCGGGGCGGCGCGGGGGCAGCGGCGGCGGCGGUGCGGGCCGCUGUGGGGCAGCGUGGCCGUCAUGGCUAUCCUGGCCCUGCAGAUCGCCUCCACCACCGGCCUCUUCGUCUACUUCACCAUGGCCAUCUCCAAGCUGAAAUCCCAGGCUCCGGGCAGCGCGGAGGAGCUGCGGUGUCUGCAGGUGCUCAAUCAGCAGCCCGAGGGCUCCAACCUGGAGGAGCUGAGCAGCAGCCAGGGCUGCCUCAAGCUGGCCAGCACCAUCAAAGCCUACGUGGCCACGGUGACCGAGAACAUCAUCCGCAGGAGUGCCGUGAAGGAGGCCUGGCGGAGCUACUUCAACACCUCAGAGGGGCAGCUUCCUCCCAAAACAGCUGGGAAACCCUCGGCACAUCUCACCCUCCGCCCACAGAGCCUGGCUCAGGAUGGACGCUCGCAGAGCUUCGGGAACCUGUCGCAGUCGUGCCGCCACGCCAUCGCGCACUGGGGGCACGGCAGCCUGCACUCCCACGUGCACAACAUGAGCUACCGCGCCGGGCGGCUGCGCGUGGAGCAGCCGGGAAAGUACUACGUGUACUCCCAGAUCUAUUUCCGCUACCGCGGCGCCGGCCGCGACUCGGGCCCGCAGCUGGUGCAGUGCAUCCAGUGGCAGCCGGCCCACAGCCCGCCCGUGCUGCUGCUCAAGGGAGUGGGCACCAAGUGCUGGGCGCCCGACGCCGACUACGGGCUCCACGCGCUCUACCAGGGCGGACUCUUCGAGCUCAAGGCCGGGGAUGAGCUCUUCGUCUCCGUCUCCUCCUUGGCCAUCGACUCCAACGAUGCCGCCGCCAGUUACUUCGGGGCUUUCCGCCUCGACCUGUGACUCCCCCUGCGCUCCCCCGGGGCUGGCACAGCCUCUCCUUCCGUGGUGUCCCUUGUGCUGAGGGACGAGCCAAGAAGGGCCCGGGGGUGGCUGCGGCUCGGUGCCGCCCUGCAGGGAAGGAGGAAGGGUCUCUGAGGACACACAGGGGACAUCCCAGCCUCGGUGACACCUCCCAGCGGCUCCCUGCAGUGGGAAAGGCACCAGGGCCACGUCUGCCACUGCAAGACAAAGUGUCCCCAUGGUGACACCCGUGAACCCGACCCCACCUCGGGCAGGGCUGCGGAUGCCGGGACCUGGGGCUGGAAGCACCCCCGGGGUGGCACCUCUGGGUUGUGAGGGUGGGGCAGGUCCAGUGUCGGCCUCUGGAAGGGAAGGAAGGAGUUUCAGUGUGGGAGAUGUUUGGGAGAUGGUUCCAGGGAGGACAAAGGGCAGGGAACCGCAGCAGGCGCCAGGCCUGGCACCGCACCCAGCACGUGGCACCGGGGCACGUGGUGAGCGAGCCAGGCUGCAGAGCCCAGGAGCUCAGCACGGCUGCUGAACAAGAACCUCUUCCCAUGGGGAUUCUGUCCCCCCCAGCCCUCGUGGACAGCGCAGUCCCCACCUCCUCACACCUCCAGGCCUGGCAGUCCCUGCAGGAUUCCAGCUCUGGCUGAGCCCAGUGGGCACAGCAGGACCUCGGAGGGACCAAACCAGCCCUGGGGUGAUGGAGCACCAGAGGCCAAAGGUGGGCUCAGGCAGGGCCCAGCUGGCUCAGCCCAUGGACACAGCCCCCUUGUCUAACUCCCCUGUACUCUGUAUCCUGCUGAGAGCGGGGGGAUUUGCAGGCAGUGGGCUCCCAGGGAGGAUGGAAUAAAGCCUUGUACUCCAGCACGGGUCUGGCCCCUUUGCACCCAGGACAAGGCUGGGCAGGGUGGAUCUGGGGGCAGCAGGGCACUGCUGGGGCACUGCCAGAGCUCCAGACAGAGCCCAGCAGAGGCUCCUGCUCUUGCUGUACCUCCAGGGGCUCUGCGGCCGCCGGCCCCACCAUAGCCGGGGCAGUGCCCAGGGGAUGUGUUCCUGCUCCUCAGCCCGGUGCCUUCAUCCUCGCUGGGCCAGCUCCUGCACAGACCCCACGGAAUCUGAGCCCAUCCCAGCUCCUCCUGCCCUCCUCAGCUCCGGGUCCCGCUGCUCCUCUCCUCUGAGCGUGCAAUUGUCCCAGCCCAGGACACAGCCAGGGCCACCCAGGGGCUGUUCCUGGGCAGGGGCUGCUCCUCGCUCCUGCCAUCCCUCCUGCAGCUUUCCAGGCCUGACUCCC